Molecule: messenger RNA, 711 nt
Organism: Bradysia coprophila
Lineage: Eukaryota; Metazoa; Arthropoda; Insecta; Diptera; Sciaridae
Product: sorting nexin-13-like
Cellular component (GO): early endosome
Molecular function (GO): phosphatidylinositol binding
Source: RefSeq, a predicted model, not a curated record
UUCUCGGCAAAGGUCCAAUGAAGGAAGCUUCAUUUUUGGACGUUGCUCCCAUUCACUUAGAGCAAUCUUCCGAAUAUCCAGCGUUAACAUCGGCAUUGAAUCUGCUGGACGAGGUAUUCGAUUUACAAGCCCGGUCGCAAUGGCUGCGACGCGGAAUUAUUAAUCGUUUAUUGGGUGCACCGUGGGUGAGUCACACAGCAAAUAAGAAAAUUAUCCAAGCGGCCAAAUCAUUAAUUGAAGUGGACAAAAUUGAGCAACUUCUGAUGGUGAUACUAAAUAACAUUUGGCCGGAAGGGAAACGUUCCAGCGGACCGGCUGCAAGGGAAGACAACACAAAAUUGCGAACACGAAUGGCUUCCCGCAUUGCAUUGUUUGCAUUGCUUUCUGACGACUUAAAGCAUGUCCUUGGAUCAGAGACGACGCGUCACGGUCUGUUAAAUUUAUUCCAAAUGCUACAAAAUCGUAAGCUGCACUUACGGCUGAUGUUAAUUCUACUCAACGAUGUGUUAACGACAGUUUAUCAGACCGACAGUAUGACGCAGCAUGUCACAGCGAAUCGAUAAGAUAACUAGAAAUAAACGGGGGGCCAAAACGUGAUAAAUCUGAAGAAAAAAAUUUUUUUUUUCAUUUUUCUUAGUUUUAGUUAUUUAUGUUCGCUGGAUAAAUGAAUUUUGUGAUUUUAUUCCAAUAAAUGAAUUUUAUUUUUGUUGA